This is a messenger RNA of Triticum turgidum subsp. durum (durum wheat), 1581 nucleotides long. The record is from the annotation of a GenBank genome assembly. Lineage: Eukaryota; Viridiplantae; Streptophyta; Magnoliopsida; Poales; Poaceae.
AUGGAUCGCCAAGCUAGUGCGCGAAUCGACCUGGAGUGUAUGCUGUUGGAUGAAACCAAACAACCGAGGGGUCUGCCGUUGCCACUUCUUGAAGGCAUCACAAGGAGUUUCUCCGAUGACAAUGAAAUUGGACGUGGCGGAUUUGCCGUGGUUUAUAAGGGAAUCCUUGACAAUGGCAUGGUCGCUGUGAAGAAGCUGUCCAACACGUAUUUGUAUGAGAAUAAAUUCCAGACGGAGAUUCAAUGUCUGACGAAGGUGAAGCACAGAAAUGUUGUACGAUUUUUAGGAUAUUGUUGCGACACACAAGGGAAAGUAGCAACGCAUGAAGGAAAUUUUGUCAUGGCUGACAUACAAGAAAGAUUACUCUGCUUUGAGUUUCUACCAAAGGGGGAUCUUUCUAACUAUAUCUCCGAUGCGUCCAGUGGACUUGAAUGGCGAGAUCGCUACAAAAUAAUAAAAGGAAUCUGCGAAGGAUUGAAUUACCUUCACAUAAAUGGUAUUGUUCACCUUGAUCUUAAGCCGGCAAAUAUCCUCAUGGAUGCUAAAAUGGUGCCAAAAAUUGGCGACUUUAGUCUACCGAGGUGCUUUCAGGAAGAGCAAACCCGCACUAUUGCUACAACAUUUGCUGGAAGCCUUGGAUAUCUAGCACCAGAAUUCAGCGACCGCAUAAUUACACAUCAAUAUGACUUGUACAUUCUUGGAGUAAUAAUCACGGAGAUACUGACAGGAGAAAAAGGUUAUAGUGAUGUUGAGGAAGUACUUGAAAGGUGGAGCGAUAGGUUGGAGAAAUCACAGAGACAACAAGUAAGAGUAUGCACUGAGAUAGCAUUACAGUGCACUGAACGCAAUCCUAAGAGAAGGCCAACUAGUGCACAAUAUGUAAUUGAUAGGCUUACUGAAACAGAAAGCGCGGGAACAAUGGAGCUACUUGACGUCUACCUUGUCGAGCUUCGCUUCCCCGUCGAACCCAACACCGAUGAACACACAUUAUUCAGGCUUAUGAAGAAGAGCAUCAAGCCUUGGCGUUGCUUCGCAAGUCUCCCACUAUAUGGCGUUGUGCCUCCCAAGUCCUCUACUUACACUCUCGUUGUUACAGCGCAACAGCAAGAGAGGCUACCAGAAGAAAUGGAGUAUGAUCUAAUCCUGCAGAGCAAUCUGUCAGGGGAUAAAAGCAUCCCUACUUUGAGAGACCAAUCUAAGUAUGACAAGUUCUUCGACGAAGCUAAAGAUUCAGGGAAUGCGGUGCAUGGGGUGAUGCUGAAAACUGUUUUUGCUUUGCAAGGACCGACAACAUCAGAGCAGACAAUCUCAAGAAGACUAAAGGAUCAAUGGAUUAUAUCCCUGAAGAAUACUCAUGGCAUGCUGUGCUCCCUUGAUGCACGGCCCACCGAGCCAUGCAUUGUAACAAGUCAUCAGCACGGAGAUGUUUGUAUAUGGAACUAUGACCCGCAGAGACGGAGGAUUCAUUUAAUGUCUCAAAGGAGUCAAUCAUGCCUUCUUACUCAUUGUCGAAUAAAGUUCAUUCUGUUAAGGUCAUCUCAAGAAAGAAAUGGUUUGUGGCUGGGACAUCUGAUGGUAUGA